Camelina sativa (false flax) is the source of this 1867-nucleotide messenger RNA. The record is from RefSeq and is a predicted model, not a curated record. Lineage: Eukaryota; Viridiplantae; Streptophyta; Magnoliopsida; Brassicales; Brassicaceae.
GUGUCAUAGCUCUUUCCGCAACUUCCUCCUUCAGAUCUCGGCGGUGACGGAUCCAUUCCAAAUCGUGUUUUCAGAUCGGCGACUUGGAGUCAACAAACCAACGACCUUACUUACUAAUCCCGGCUUCGGAUUGAAGUUGCUACGUCAUCCUCCUCCGGCGAAUUUUGGUGGCGGAUCUCUCCGAAAUUGCUCUUUUGAAUGUUUGAUUUCGGGAGUUGUGAAAAUAGGGCGGCGGAGUCAGAGUGAGAAUUCUCUCUGAUGGCUUCAAUCCGGCGAACUCUCUCGCCGAUGUAUCACGAUCGCGCACACGAGAAUGGAGGUGCGCACAAGGGUUUCACAAUUGGUGGUAGCAGCAGUAAACACAAUUCCUCUCAGUUUCUUUCGUAUCUCACAAAACUCCUCGGAGUAACCUCUGAUCCUAAAAGCUCGAGAAGAGGUCCGUGGAGGCGACCGUUUUACCAGUUUCUCGUCUUCUUUCUUCUUGGAUUUGUUUUAGGUUUGACACCUUUCGGUAAAAUGGAAGAUGUGAACGGUUCCGAUCGGUUCUCCUUUGAGAUCAAACAGCCUUACGUUGAGGAGAGGUUGGAUAACAACAACAAGAAACGGGAAGAGGUAGCUGUAGAUGCGGUGAGUUUUGUGGCGGAGACUGAAACUGGGAACAAGGAGAUCAGUUUUGUGCCGAGGAAGCUUAUUAUUGUGGUCACGCCAACGUAUAAUCGAGCGAUGCAGGCGUAUUACUUGAACAGGAUUGCUCAAACGCUGAGACUAGUUGAUUCGCCUGUUCUGUGGAUAGUGGUGGAGGGGAACGCUGCGUCGUUUGAAACCUCUGAGAUUCUGAGGAAGACUGGUGUGAUGUACAGGCACUUGGUUUGCAAGAGGAACAUGACGAGUAUCAAGGAUAGAGGGGUUCAUCAGAGAAACACUGCAUUGGAACAUAUUGAGUUGCAUAAGCUUGAUGGAAUUGUCUACUUUGCUGAUGAUGAUAAUAUCUACUCGCUUGAGCUCUUUCAAAGCCUAAGACAAAUCAGUCGAUUUGGAACUUGGCCUGUUGCGAUGCUCGCACCAAGCAAAAACAAGGCCAUCCUUGAGGGUCCAGUAUGCAAUGGAAGUCAAGUGAUUGGAUGGCACACCAAUGAAAAGAGCAAAAGAUUACGGAGGUUCCAUGUUGAUAUGUCGGGAUUUGCUUUUAACAGUACAAUACUCUGGGACCCUAAAAGGUGGCGACGCCCAUUUACACAUCCAACCCGCCAACUAGACACAGUGAAGGAGGGUUUCCAAGAGACGACAUUUAUAGAGCAGGUGGUGGCUGACGAAAGCGAGAUGGAAGGUGUUCCACCAGCUUGCUCGAGGAUAUUGAAUUGGCAUCUUCACUUGGAUGCCCGGGAUGUCCCUUAUCCACAAGGGUGGGCGAUCCAGAAGAAUCUCCAAGCUCUCAUAACUAUGAAAUAGUUUGAAGAUAGUUUUGACUGGUUUCUACUUAACCCAUGUGCUGUGCUCAUUUCUGAAUAUAUCUCAAAGAAGCAUAUGAAGAAUGGAAAAAGACAAGCGAGGAAAGUGUAGGAUAAUGAAGAGGCGCACACAUUUUAGAUAAACGUUGCUGGAAUCGUGUGAGCCUCCCUUGAAUCCAAGAUUUGGUUGGAAUUAAAGUGAAGGCCUUGGUGUUUUAGUAUGAGAUGGAAUUAUAUUACCUUCUGACAUUGCUGAUUCCACGGCAUUUGUAUUCGCCCAUGGCUAACCAAGUCUUCUUGUUUCCUUUUUUUUUUUUUUUUGUUGUGAUGAAAGAAAGAAAUUCACGUCCUAAAAAAUCAAGUCGAUGAUCAUCACUUCCUAACUAGAGAAGAAAGAGAACGAGAGAAUUGUCCGACUU